AUGCGGUUAACCAAUACUUGGUUUCGGCAACCAAGAAGAAGGUUAUACACCUGGACGUCACCAAGUGGACAGUACCGCAAUCAAAUCGACUACAUCCUGUGUCAGCAACGGUGGAAGAGUUCAGUUCAAGCUGUGAAGACGUUCCCUGGGGCAGACUGUGGAUCUGACCAUGAAUUUCUGGUUGCCGAGAUCAAGAUACGACUCUGCAGCGUCAAGCGACCACCCGCUUACCAGAAAUUUGAUACCAGCAAGAUUGGUCCAUCAUAUGCCGCUGAGAUCAGAAACCGCUUCGAACUGCUCGCCAUCGAAGAGAAUCAAGAAGCAGAAGAAAUAUGGGAGAAGGUGAAGGAAAUUGUCGUUGAAACAACAGAGAAACAUGUACUGUACAAGAAACCCGCAAGAUCAGCAAAGUGGAUUUCGGAGGAGACUAUUGCAAUAGCAGAAGAGAGAAGGAGAGCAAAGAUGACCAGAAGCAGGAAUGAAGUGCGGCGCCUGAAUGCAAUGUUCCAACAGGCCGCCAGGAAGGACAAAGAGAAAUACUGGAAUGAGGAAUGUGCAAGGGCAGAGGAGGCAUACAGGAAAGGGAACAUGAGAGAACUUUACCAACAUGUAAAGAAGCCCCGUACAGCAUUCAUGGCCAGACAAGCAACCAUCCGAGGGAGAAAUGGUGAAGAACUGCAUGACCAAGAAGGGAUCAGGAAGAGAUGGAAAGAGUACACUGAGCAGUUAUAUGCAGGGAACAACCUCGGUGAACAGACAGAAGAGAAGCCACUGGAACUGGAACUGGAGCCAGACAUCCUGGAGGAUGGGGUGGUAUGGGCAAUGAAACAGCUGGCCAACCUAAAAGCCCCAGGUACUGAUGGUAUUCCACUAGAAUUACUCAAGCCAAUACCAACAAAAACACUAACAUCGCUUUGCCAACGUAUAUGGAGAACCUGUAAGUGGCCAAGGGAAUGGAAGAGGUCAGUUUUCAUCCCAAUACCAAAGAAAAGAGAUACCAAGGACUGCGCAAUCUACCGUACCAUAACCCUGAUCCCCCAUGUAAGCAAAAUUCUCCUUAAAAUCAUCCAGAAGCGCCUGAACACAACUAUUGAGAGAGGAUUGCCAGAGGUGCAAGCUGGUUUCAGAAAGGGAAGAGGCACCCGCGAUCACGUCGCCAACCUUCGGUGGAUUAUGGAAAAGGCAAGAGAAUACCAAUAG
This is a messenger RNA of Octopus sinensis (East Asian common octopus), 1200 nucleotides long. RefSeq lists its product as uncharacterized. Lineage: Eukaryota; Metazoa; Mollusca; Cephalopoda; Octopoda; Octopodidae. The coding region runs from base 1 to 1200 and encodes 399 amino acids. The record is from RefSeq and is a predicted model, not a curated record. The transcript has a single exon.